This is a messenger RNA of Chironomus riparius, 5597 nucleotides long. NCBI's taxonomy places the organism in Eukaryota, Metazoa, Arthropoda, Insecta, Diptera, Chironomidae. The record is from the annotation of a GenBank genome assembly.
UGUACAUAAUAUAUGCACUUAAAACUCGUGAGAGCUUAAAAUAAGCUCUUCCUAUUCAAAAAUAAUAUUCUAUUCAUUUUUUUCUUUUAUUAUAUUUCUCAGAUCUCAGAUAAAUACUAAAUAAACAUCAUGAUGGCUAUUGUGCCAGAUCAAUCGAUUUUAGAUGCACUGAGAGGAUAUGCAAUCGAAAGCACAAAACAGCCAAUCCCACGUCUAGUUAAAAUCUACAUAUCGAGCACAAAAAAUGAAUUCAAAGAGGAGAGAAAAGUGUUAUUGGAAGUCAUUGGACCAGAAUUGCAAUCGAUUUACGAUGAUAGACAAAUUGAGAUUGAAUUUGUCGAUAUGCACUUUGGCACUGGUACAAGUCAUACAAAUACAAGUGUCGAUCUAGAUCCAUAUGUGCUUUACGAUCAUCUCAAUGAGAUACGAACUUGUCAUCGUGUGUCGAGGAGUAUUUUCUUUAUUUCAUUAAUCAGUAACAGUUUGGGUGAAUUUUGUCUGCCCGUUGAGAUACAGUCAGAUGUCUAUAAUGAAUUAAUUAAUCUACUCACACCCGAUGAGACUGAGCUAAUGAAAAAUUGUUAUAGAAAUGAUAGCAAUGCGGACAUUUAUUAUCUACAUACAAAUUUUAGAAAUUUAAAAUCUGAUGAAUGGAUAACACGAAGCGGUAAAUUACGAAAUAUUCUUGAAAACAAAUUUGAAGUGCUUCAUAGAACAACUCAUAGUGAGAGCGUGCGAAGUGCUCUCAAUUUCUACAGAGUGAGAGUCAUUGAAAAGGAGAUUAAAGUUGCACUAGAAUUUACAGCAAACAGAAUGCUUGCGGUGUUUCGGAACUGGAAACAUAAGCAGACGUCUAGUGAUAUUGAGCGAAUAAAAAGCUUAUUGAAAGAGAAACUUUCGAGUGACAAUCAUUCAACUUUGGAAGUUGAGCAUGGCAAUAACAAUGAUUAUGUCGAUCCAGAGGGACAUGACUCACAUGAAGAAUAUCUUGCAGCGUUUAAACGAACGUUAAUUGAAAAGCUUCGUGUGUCUAUUGAUAAAGACUUAAAAUAUGAUCCGGAUGGUGGAAAAGGGAAACGAAAGACAGUUCAGGCACUAACAAUUGUCUUCUCAUCGUUCCAAAAAAUGUCACGAAAUGACAUUGAAGCAAACGAAAUAUUUUACGAACAUUCCGUACAUUUAUCCUUUCUGAAUGAACAUUUGAAGUCUAAAAGUUUUAUAUCAUCAGCUGUGCCUGAAAAAAUUGAAGCUCAUAUCAAAUUAAAUUAUCGAAAUGGUGCCCGUCAUGCUCCAUAUUUUAUUUAUGGAUCUCACGGUUGUGGGAAGAGCUCAUUGAUGUCGAAAUUGUAUGUUGAAUGCAUAAAUUGGUUCACAAGUCCAAACGUGAAGGUUCACCGAUUAAUACGUUUUGCAAAAGCAACACCACGUUCUGCGUACAAUUUAGAGUUACUACGUGUGAUAUGUCAACAGAUAUCAAUCAUUUUGAAUAUACCCGAAGGUUACUUACCAAAAGACGCAUCAUUUGAUCCAUUGUACAUUAAUAACUGGUUUCAAAACUUGCUGAAACGCACUGAAGAUAUGAACAAUGAAGUGCUCUUCAUUUUUAUUGACGAUUUACAUAAAAUAAAUCCUCUGGAUUGCGAUAUUGUUGCUGCUUUGUCUUGGUUACCAAUUAGUUUACCAUGGAAUGUGUUCCUGAUAUGUACAGCACAGUCAAUGGAAAGCUUAAAAUUAAGUCCCAUACAACGUGAGCGAUUCAAGAGCUCUGAAUUCUUAUUCGACUUGACACAACACGAGAUGAAUAUUGUAAAGGAAGUUGAGAGUGAAACAUUUCAGAACUUUGUAAAUAGAUAUUUUGAUGAUCUAGAAGAGCGUUAUGGAACAAAAGGAAUUGCGAGAUUUUCAACAUAUUUAAAUUGUACAGAAUAUGGUCUUACAGAAACGGAAUUUUUAGAGCUUCUCAUGCCAACACAUGAUUCUGAUGCCAUACUUGAACCACAUUGUGGUGAAUUCAAUUUCUCGUCCUUUUGUAGUAUUCGAAAUGAUAUGGCGCCUAUGAUUCGAGAAAAAUUAAUGUCAGGAAAGUUAUUAAUUGAAUGGCGUCACGAUUUAUGUGCGGAAAUAGCAAAGAAGCGAUAUUUAAGCGACUUGGAAGUUCUUAUGAUUUCUCAUGCAGAAAUUGUCAACUUAUUCUUCCCUCAGGAAACAUCAGAUGAUAGUGAGGAAAUACAUAGUGAAACGAGUGAAAAAUCAGUAAACCAUAAACCCAUUCAUUGUGAUGAAACAAUAUCAACAAUAUCAACACAACAACCUAUACCUGGAUCAGAUAUCUCAUAUUCCAUAAGACAUGUAGAAGAAUCAUGGCAUCAUUUAAUUAAAUCUGAUGAUAAUAAGAAACUGAAAGAAAUUGCUGUCUGUAACUUUGACUUCCUUCUUGCCGCUGUUCAAACAGUAUCAAUUAGCUAUUUACGAUGUUUAAUUGAGCAUGUACGAUGCUAUAUAUUGGAUAGAGACAUUGAACUUGUUUACUAUACAAUUAGAAAAGCGAGCGAUGUUUUAACACGUGAUCCAAUGCAGCUUGGUGCACAGAUCAUAUCUUGGUUGCGAACUGUCUCAGCAUAUGAAGGUGAAAACUCCCUUUUGGGUAUAACAGUGCGUUCGGCAAUCGCAUGGUGUGACGGAUACACCGUUCCUUUGCUCGUACCGUUAACUGGCUGGUUGCCAGUGCCAUUGCCUUCACAAAUACGAUGUAUGACUGUUCCCGGAGGUGCAAUUACUCAAUUUGAAGUGUCACCAUGUAAGCAGUAUCUCAUACUAGCAAAGAAAGCUGGUGAUCCACAAUUGUGGCACAUAAUGAGCAAUACAUUAGUUGGAACAUUUAAAGGCAAUGGAGCAAUAACAUGUAUGAUGGUGCCAAAGAACACACAUGAUUUAGUGACAGGCUCGGAAGACACCAGCGUUAUAAUUUGGGACAUAAAGUCACAGGUUGUAAAGACGCGUUUAUGGCUUCACAUAGCUGCCGUUAUGUGUGUAACAAGUGCCAUGAGCAAUAGUCUGAUUGUGAGUGGCGGUGAAGAUUCAAGCAUAAUAAUAUCAUCGUACUUGACUGGAAAAUCUGUAAUGAAAAUUGAUCAUCAUCGUGGACCAGUUGUUUAUGUAGCAAUCAGUUCAACGAGUGAAGUUUUGGUAUCAGCAAGUCAUGAUGCAACUAUUUGUUUAUGGUCAUUGGAAACAUAUGAGCUUUUGAAUUUAAUGCAAUUUAACAGUCCAGUUCUCAAUUUUCGCUUAUCACCUGAUUCUGUUUUCUUGCUUGCUCACUGUGAAGAUAAUGGUCUUUAUUUACGAACUCUCGCAACUGGAACUGAGUUACAUCAGUUAAAAGGGCACAAAUCAAAGGUUUUAGCAUUUAGCAUUGCAGCCGACAGUCAGCGUGCGAUAGUCGGUUGUGAGGAUGCCAAAGCCUUAAUAUUCGAUAUGUGUUCGGGCAAAAUUAUUCGGACAAUGCCACCAAAUCCUGGCGCUGUCUCAGCGGUGUUUGUUAUGGAGAAGGAUGAUUAUUUAAUAACAGCAGGUGGAAAUAAAAUAACGUUCUAUUCAUUCCGCAAUGAAGAUUCGAUUGUUAACUACUAUCCAAAGAAAAAGGAGAAACGGAAACAUAGAAAGCAACUGGUGUCGACGAAUCGACUCAAUUUAAACUCUAAUAAUCAUCCAAUUUGUUGUUUUGAUAUUUCUCGUGACUCAACAAUGGCUGCAGUUGCCAUUAAACAUGGAAUUCAAAUCUGGCAUUUGUUAAACACACCGGAAUUGACAAACUCAUUCGAAGCACAUUCGGCUUCAAUCACAUGCAUCGCAUUUGCACCAAAUUGUGAACAUUUGGUGUCAGCUUCAGAUGACAGGACCGCAAUGGUAUGGGGACUUCAAUUUGGAAUAAUUCAAACUACUUUUAAAGCACACAAUGCUGCGAUAACAUGUCUAGUUGUAAUGAUGGACUCAAUUAGAGUUAUAACAUCAGAUCGCGAGGGCAUUUCCCAUGUGUGGUUAGCUGACUCUGGAACAAUAUUGCAGACUGUUCAAGGACCACACAAAUAUUUGGCUGUUACAAAUAACAUGAAAUUUGCAAUGAGCUCAAAUGGCGACAAUUCCUUAAGGAUAUGGUCACUAACUCGCGAAGAUGAGAAAUAUCACGUAUCGCAUACUGAUGAAAUCACAUGUUUUGUCAUAACUGCUGAUUCACUCCAUGUAAUAACAGGUUCGCGUGAUAUGUCACUCAAGGUGUGGCAAUCAACAGGAGGAAAAUUGGCACAGGUGCUCGUUGGACAUUCGGAUGCUGUUCUCACUGUUGCUGUGUCUGUUACGAAUAAAAGUCAUGUGAUAUCAGGAUCAAAGGAUUGCAAUUUAAUCUUAUGGGAUUUACACACUGGCGAGGAAAUACACACAUUAGCUGGGCACUUAGGACCUGUCACAUGCGUCAAAGUAUCUGCUGAUGGCACAACGGCAGUAUCAGGUAGUGAUGAUAAAACGAUAAUUGUAUGGGAAACAGCAAGAGGUCUAGCAUUAACAUCCCUUCAACUUCAUGUUCAAUUCACACGUUUUGACAUAUCUCUCGAGUGCUCGAGAAUUUUAGUUCAUUUAACCGACAAUCCAUCAUUUCCGAUUAUUUGUUUACAUAAUUCACCAGCACAAUAUAUUAAAUUGCCAACAUAUUCGGCUCCAGCACGUGAUGUUGAGGAUUUACGACCAGCAGCUGCAAAACGACCAGCUAGACGAUUAUUGAAGAAGGAACUAUCAUUAGAUACUUACUCAUGGCAAAAGAAAUAUGCCCAUUUAACAUCAUCUGUAAUGAUGGCUCAAGUAGAUGAGAGGCUUAAAAGGCGAUUUAGUGUGUCAACCAGCAUGGAAGAAAUAUCCAAGAUUGCAGAAAUGAAGACUAUUGGAUCACAGGCAAACAUUGGAAAUCCGGAACAGGCGGCAUUAGCACAAUCUCAACAUUUUGAUCAGCUUGAAGCAUUAUGGAAUAAGAGGUCUCCACCACGACGACGAAUGAAUCAGUCGUUAUCUCGACAAUCUUCUCUUGCUGAGGACCGUAUCAACUCAUCAGACGAAGACGAAUUUUUAGAAGAGCGUUCAGGUACGUGCUCCAAUUACAUCAAUAACACUAGUGAUACUCAACCUAAUAUUCAUUCACGAGCAUGUAACAAAGACACAUGUUUUAUAAAACAUCAUCAACACAGCACAUCAUCCUUAAUGUCACUUGAAAAUAACAAUAGUAAUAACAAUAAUCAACCCGACUUAUUAAAGGACGUUCUUGCACAUUCAUCUCAUAUGAAAACAUCCCAUACUGAGAAUGAUUUGAAACACUUAACAAUUAAAUCAGCAUCGUUUGAUGUAACAAAAAGUGAAAGCUUUAGUAGUUUACGUAGUUGUAGUCAAAAGAGAAACUUUAAAUUUCCAUCCGGUUCCAUUAACCUUACAAAAAGUAGCAUCAACUAUAAUGAUGUAAAUAGAAUUAGAUUUAAAAGAAAACGUAAUCCUCUUGCACGAUCAUGUAUAUCACAAUAAAUUCUAAAACUUUAGUUGAUUUACAAUGUUAGAAAAUU